Messenger RNA from Sinocyclocheilus anshuiensis, 2119 nucleotides. RefSeq names its product lysophosphatidylcholine acyltransferase 2. Lineage: Eukaryota; Metazoa; Chordata; Actinopteri; Cypriniformes; Cyprinidae. Gene Ontology annotation, cellular component: endoplasmic reticulum. The record is from RefSeq and is a predicted model, not a curated record. The transcript has 14 exons. Bases 280 to 1866 code for a protein of 528 amino acids. Gene Ontology annotation, molecular function: lysophosphatidic acid acyltransferase activity; calcium ion binding; 1-acylglycerophosphocholine O-acyltransferase activity.
CAACGUUUUAGGACAUUAUAAGCGCAUUUUGGGGCAGCCGGUGCACACACCGAAACACUUCCAGACUCCUGAGAUGGCCAAAGUUGCAUGCAGCACGCGCCUUGUCUAUGAUUAACAAUUGCUUUCUAGUUAGGUAGCUCACUUGAUUGUGAAACACAUCCGCAGACCGCUAGGGCUGAAGUCAUGUGUGAGGUGGUGCUAGUUGUGGUGUGUAAAGAGGAAGCGCUUCGCUGACAGAGGCUUGGACACACGAAGACGCUGCUGCUGUGAUGAGUGAAGAUGUCUCCACAGAGAGUGUUCGCGCUGCCCAGACAGCGUUCCCUGCUGCUGCCCGCCGUCAUCAACCCAUUCGUGCACGACCUUAAGUUAACCAAAGCCGAUAAAAUCAAAUGUUUUCUUCGAGGAAUCAUCCUUGUGCCGUUGCGUGGCAUUUUCUUGCUUCUCGUUCUCAUGAUCAUGUGGCCGGUUUCUUUCAUGAUAACAUUCGGACAGUCUCUGAAAGGAGCAGUGGAGCCCAUGACUGGCUGGAGAAGGUUCAUGCACAAAAGAGUGAUGACCUUUCUAGGCCGGCUGUAUUUCUUCGGCAUGGGCUUCAGGGUGGUGGUGAAGGGGAAGCAGGCCAGCAGUGUAGAGGCCCCCAUUCUAGCUGUGGCCCCCCACUCUUCUUUCUUUGAUGCCAUUGUCUGUAUUGAAACUGGUCUACCCUCUACUGUAUCCCGUUCGGAGUCCCUGGAAGCACCAAUCUUUGGCAGGUUUUUGCGCUGUGUGCAGCCUGUGCUUGUUUCACGCAAAGAUCCAGACUCUCGUAGAAACACUAUCCUUGAGAUUGAGCGGAGAGCAAAGUCUGGAGGACACUGGCCACAGGUGCUCAUUUUCCCUGAAGGAACAUGUACGAACAGAUCAUGUCUCAUUACCUUUAAGCAAGGUGCCUUUGUCCCAGGGGUCCCAGUACAGCCUGUUCUGAUCAGAUACCCAAAUAAGUUGGACACAGUUACAUGGACAUGGCAGGGCCCAAAAUCGGCCAGACUACUGCUGCUCACACUCUGUCAGCUCUAUACUACAGUGGAGGUUGAGUUUCUGCCCCCUCGAAUUCCUACUGAGAUGGAGAAAAGGUGUCCUAUCAAGUUUGCUCAGUCAGUGAGAGCUGUGAUGGCUGAGUCUCUGGGCCUGCCGGUCACAGACCACACCUACGAAGAUUGUCGUCUGAUGAUUGCAGCUGGAGAACUGACCCUGCCUAUGGAGGCAGGUCUCGUGGAGUUUACCAAGAUUAGCAGGAAAUUGGAAUUAAAAUGGGACAAUGUGAAGAAGGAAUUGGAGAGUUUUGCCAACAUAGCCUGUUCUUGCAAAGGCGGCAGGAUCACAAUUGAGGAGUUUGCUGGCUUUCUCAAACUGCCUGUCAGCCCAGCUCUACAAGAGCUCUUCGCUCUGUUUGACAGGAAUGGCGAUGGCACCAUUGAUUUCAGAGAGUAUGUCAUUGGUGUCACAGUUCUGUGCCGCCCAGCUAAUAAUGAGGAAGUCAUUCAGACUGUUUUUAAGCUGUUUGACAUUGAUGAGGACAACUGUAUCACACAAGAGGAGUUUAGCGGUUUGCUGCGUUCUGCUCUUGGAGUGUGUGAUCUUGACGUCCACAGCCUCUUCAGAGAAAUUGAUGCAGAUGGAUCAGGACACAUAACUUAUGAUGAGUUUUGUUCCUUCGCUCUCACCCACCCGGAGUAUGCCAAGCUCUUCACCACCUACAUUGAGCUACAGCGUUACCAGGGUCUCCAGGGGGAGGAGCUAGAUUUUGAUGCCAGUUUGUCUCACUGCUGUACUGCUUCUCAUAAUAACCACCAAGAGGACAGUACCUCUGAUAAGAAAGAUGACUGACAGCAUGCAGCCAUAAGGUUCAUAUUCUGCCAAGUCAUUUGAACACCUGCCUUAAGCUUGGGCGGAGGGAUUUUGUACACAGGCAUAUGCCCUAUCAGCAGUUUUCUGUUUACACCACCAAGUAUUUCAUAAACUAUUCAGUGGUUUAUUUAAAGGGUUUCAGAUCAAUGUUAAUGCAUACAGGCAUGCUAAAACAUUUUGGUAACACUUUAGUACAGGGACCAUUUCUCACUAUUAACUAGUAGCUUAUUAG